Molecule: messenger RNA, 597 nt
Organism: Pseudophryne corroboree (corroboree frog)
Lineage: Eukaryota; Metazoa; Chordata; Amphibia; Anura; Myobatrachidae
Product: olfactory receptor 1-like
Exons: 1
Coding region: 1-597 (198 amino acids)
Biological process (GO): G protein-coupled receptor signaling pathway
Cellular component (GO): membrane
Molecular function (GO): olfactory receptor activity; odorant binding
Source: RefSeq, a predicted model, not a curated record
AUGGCAUAUGACCGGUAUGUUGCUAUUUGUAAACCUUUACACUAUCACCAUAUAUUCAACAAGAAGCGUUGUGUACAACUCAUGGCUGCCAUAUGGGUAUUUGGAUGUUGCAAUGCUUUACCGUUUGUAUUUGUAGCCACAAAGUUAUCUUUUUCUUAUUCACAUAUAAUCCACCAAUACUUCUGUGAAGCCAAAUCUCUCGUGAACAUCUCAAGCACCAAUAAGAAACUGUUCUUGAUAUUGAUCUAUGCUGAAUUAUUGGUAUUUGGACUGAGUUCAUUUUGCAGCAAUUUGACAUCUUAUAUAAAAAUAAUUAGUGCCAUCUUGAAGAUUAAAUCCAGAGAUGGUAGAAGAAAAGCCUUCUCCACCUGCUCAUCCCACAUCACGGUCCUCACCAUAUUUUAUGGAACAGCUGCAGCUGUGCACAUUGUAACACCAUCAGGUCCCUUCAUGGUCCUAGAGCUGAUCUUCACCAUAUUGCUCACUGUAGUUACACCAGUGUUAAAUCCGCUGAUAUACAGUCUACAGAAUAAUGACGUAAAGAAUGCACUAACGGGUUUAUUGAGGUACAAGAAGGUAACAUUUAAAAUCAUAUAG